AUGGGUGACCCCCAAAUCCCCGAACCCAAGCCCACCCAGAAACCCUCGUCGCCGCCCGACCCGCCCAGAAUCCCCUCCGCCGGCGGAGGAUUCUCCCACAGCCCUCACUACCCGAACCCGCCGGAGUCGGCGAAUCCCGACGCCGCCACGCUCAGGGAUCAAUGGCGGUUCGCGAUCAGGCAGUACAGCAAGUGGUACUCCCACGCUUGGGGCACAGCUAUACUGGCCGGCCUCUCGUUCUUCGCUCUCGGAUGGGCUAUCAAAGGAUCCAAUCCUCUGCCUUCCUUCAAAUCCAACGAUACGAAUAAAUCUUCACCGUCCGGCGGUAGCGGUGAUGAAGAUAAAGCUACGGCUGAGGUCCCUCGACCGCGUUGA
Striga hermonthica is the source of this 375-nucleotide messenger RNA. Lineage: Eukaryota; Viridiplantae; Streptophyta; Magnoliopsida; Lamiales; Orobanchaceae. The record is from the annotation of a GenBank genome assembly.